AAUUUCGAUAGUUCGAUAGCGUCCCUUGCAAAGUCUCCACGGAGAUCGUCACGGCAGUUCGCGGGAACUUCACGUUCUUCAUCAACCAUGCCUGAAGGUCCGGAGUUGAACCUGUCGAGUCAGUUCAUCAACUUUAUAUCGAAAGGCCGAUUAUUUGCGGGGAAAGUGAGGAAAAAUCCCAUCCAUAAGUGCGCUGAAGUGAAGUGGAACGAACCGCGCUACACUGUGGCUGCUGUUUCGCGCGGGAAAGAACUGAAAGUUUUCCUUCAAACUCAUCGCGAGGAGAAAGACGAGAAAAAGGGCGCGAAAAGUAGAGUGAAGAAUGAAGGUAAGCGACUGCAUAUUGUCUUCAACUUUGGCAUGUCUGGCCACUUCGAAUUUACAUCGGUAAAAGAGCUUCCGAAGCAUGCCCACCUGAGUUUCUUCACCAACACGCAGCCAGCGAUGGCUUUGAGCUUCGUGGAUCCACGACGAUUUGGAAAAUGGCAAGUGGACACCGACUGGUCUCCCAACAGGGGACCGUGUGUGAUGUCUGAAUACCCACAGUUCAGAUCUAACGUUCUGCAAAACUUGAAAGAUUCGGUUUUCAAUCGACCCCUUUGUGAGGCUCUAUUGAACCAGAAGUACUUCAAUGGAAUUGGCAACUACCUUCGUGCUGAAAUCAUUUACAGAGCCGGUGUUAAACCUUUUGAACAAGCUCGUUCAGUCCUGGCCACUUUAUCUGAUGUGCCUGAGGAUGUGAAAGCGCAAAUCGAAGAUAAAGCCAAAAACACAGGAAAGAUGAAAUCUGAGUCCCCAGAUCUUCUGCAACUCUGCAACCUUGUUCCUUUAGAGGCCAUUGGACUAGGAACCUCUCUUUAUUUGACUAAAGAAGAGUUUGGCAAGGAGUCCAAGUUUUGGAAGUGGUUGAGAUGCUAUUGCCAGCCUGGUAUGAAUAGUAUUCCAGACCACAAUAAGCGUACAAUGUGGUACCAUGGUGAUGCAGGACCACUUGUACCAAAAGAAGGUGGAAGUUGCAGAGGGAAAAGAAAAAGUGUUUCCUCCAGCAAGAAAGCAACAAAGAAACUGAAAAAGGAGGUAGACAAGGAAACUGAAGAUACAAAUGAUACAGAAAAGGUUACAAAACGUCGCAGACAGAAGAAACCUGUAGACAGCAGUUUUGAAGAUGAUGUUUUGAAAAUCGCCGCUAAACCAGACCUUCAACCCACCAUGUCACAAACUGAAAAAAGGAGGUCACGAAGACAUGACAACAGGAAGGAGAUAUCUUCCCUACAGAAGUUACCUGCUGCUGGACAAAAGAUGAAAAGGAACAAAGGCAGAGGUGGGAUAAGCAGGAAAUUACCAAGCACUUCCCUUUCUGAUGACACGAAGAUGAACGAGGAGGAAUAUGUCCAGAAUGACAGAAAAAUUAAUGCCACAAAGAAGCGUAGAAAGAAUCAUUAAAGGAAGCAAAUCUAGUGUCAAAAAGAAAUGUACAAAAAAGUGAAAAUAAAAAUGUGUUUUUUCAAAGCUAAAAAUCUUUCAUCUAAAUAAGGGCAUUUAGAGCCCAUCUAUUUUGUAUCGUAGAAUUUUGUAAAGACAUUUUGAAAUCCUCUGAAUUUAUCUGUUUUAUAAAGCUUUAACCAAAUGGUUGAGAUCAGUUUAAAGAAUUUUGAUUUGCAGAUGACCUGCAAAGGACAGGAAUACACAUCUGCUAGUAUUUAGCUUUAGGUUAAUACCAGUUCAAAUGUUUAGUAGAACUGCCAUUUGAUAUCAGAGAAUGCAGGGGGUUGGCCUGACCAUCACACACACAAAGCAAUGACAUGCAAGACAACACUGGUGUUCGAUUUACUUUCACUCUUAAGGUCAUCUGUGCUAGGAAAUUCAGAAAGGUAGUUUUGGAGAUCCUGAUUCCUAUCGGUGUACCAGGACACAUAAUAUAUUGUCAGAAUCUUCUUUCUUUUCUCUCUUUCUCUCUCUCUCACACACUUGCACAAUCAGUAUAUUAUCUUUACAGAUUUGUGGUCAUUAGCCAAAAAAAAUCUACAGUUUAAGGUACAGUUUCUUACCACUACUCACUCUAUAUAUUCAGUCCCAUUUAAAACAUUUAGUUUUGACACCUCUAAUUCACAUCUUUUAGUGUCUAACAACAUGCCAUAUGCCUUGUGGGUAGUUGAAUUUUUGCAUGCGAAGACUAAUAUUGCAUCUGGCAGCAGAUAUAUAAUAUCAUGCUAUGGGAACUAGUCUGUUCAACUUAAAAGAAGUUUUUGUAUUUUAUGUGAUUCUGUAGUAUCUAUAGGCUAUUUUUGUUUACACACGGAAGAAUCAAUCAUUCAGAUAAAUGCCGUCUCUAUUUUAGAAGUGAACAUUUCACAGGCAACAUAGGUAAAAUCUGCAUUAUUAAUAAGCAAUAAUUAAAUGCUUUUACUCUUUUGCACCACACAUAUGACAGUACAUUUUCAUGUUGCCACAAAUAAUAAUUUCAAUAAAAACCAGAGGUGGAAAACCUGAUGCAAUGAACAGUUAGCUAUAUAGGUUAUUGUAAAUUACAACUUAGACGUCAGCUUUAUAACUUACUUUCUCAGUGUGACAGAUGGGGGGGGGGGGGGGGAAAGUCCUGGAAGCUUUGAAGGGAUCUUGCAUUUAUGCAUAAUUAUUAAUUAAUCAUCAAUUAUUCACAAAGUAACUAACAGAUUAAAAACUAAAGGGCACAUUACCCACUCUUCUAAAACCUUUAUUAGUACCUGUACUGAAGGAAUCGCAGCAACUAAACUUCUAGAAUCGCUGCAUGUCCUGCUGCUGCUGGAGAUGUUUGAAAUAUGUCAUAACACCAUGCGCGUGUAAAUAACCAGUGAAAUAUUUCCCUCUGAAAUGUGUGUCAAAUACACUGUGAUUAAUACAACAUGUCAAAUAAAACAACAUUGCAGGA
Molecule: messenger RNA, 2908 nt
Organism: Pomacea canaliculata
Lineage: Eukaryota; Metazoa; Mollusca; Gastropoda; Architaenioglossa; Ampullariidae
Product: endonuclease 8-like 1
Exons: 6
Coding region: 88-1443 (451 amino acids)
Biological process (GO): base-excision repair
Cellular component (GO): nucleus
Molecular function (GO): zinc ion binding; nucleic acid binding; DNA N-glycosylase activity
Source: RefSeq, a predicted model, not a curated record